AACAUCUUCUACCGAAUGAUGCGCCAUAUAUAUCGACCGAAUGAUAUGUGUUUCAGGCUUCAGCAAGUAUUUCUAUAAAAAAAUCAUCAGAAUGUCUGAAGCCCAAACCAGACAAGUCAAAAUGACGAAAUACAAGACAAAAUCUUCCACUGAGAAAAACGGUAUUCUGGAUUUACGGUUAAUUUGAUCUUCUAUUCCAUCACUUUUAUCUUCACUCAACAGCGACGUGGGACGUUGGUAUCGUGAUGUCCCUUUCAUGUCUGCCUCAUGCGGUGAAAGCUUUCUUUUGUAUUCCGCUCUACUGUAGCAACAAAGCCUAUCACUAAAUACCUCUCACCAUUACAUUAGAUUUGUUUGAGAAAAACCUCAAGCUCAAUCGAAUGGCAGGAGGGGAUUUGAAGAACAAGGCAUUAAGGUUGUCUUCUACAGUGCAAAACUAUGAAUGGGGGAAGCACGGACGCGCAGGGGAGGUUGGGAGGCUUUAUUCUCUUAUAUCCAAAUCCCCCCCAGAAGAAGAUAAGCCCUAUGCAGAGCUGUGGAUGGGCACCCAUGAUUCAGGACACAGCCUUGUAGUUUCCGAAGAAGAACAUACUGGAAAAUUGCCCUUGAGAAACUGGUUGCAGGAGCACCCUGAAGCACUUGGAGAUAAGGUACUGGAACGGUGGGGAAUUGAUCUGCCCUUUUUGUUCAAGGUUCUUUCAGUGGGGAAGGCUUUGUCCAUACAAGCACACCCAGACAAGGAUCUGGCUCAAGCUUUGCAUCAGGCUCAGCCAAAGGUUUAUAAAGACUCUAAUCAUAAGCCUGAGAUGGUUCUGGCUCUCACGGAGUUUGAGGCUUUGUGUGGAUUUGUCGAUCAACAGGAGCUUAAGAAUGUCCUACAGACUGUGCCUGAGAUUGAGAAUAUUCUCGGAGAAUCAAGAACAAUAGAACUCAUGGAUGUAGAAUCGAGGGGCCAAAGUGCUGAUCAUGUGAAAAUGUCAUUGAAGUCUGCUUUUACUCAACUCAUGACAAUUGAUAAAGAGGCAGUGAUGGAGGCACUGAGGAAGUUAAAAAUGCGGCUGAAUCAGGAGAAUCAGGUGAGGAAUUUGACACUAAAAGAGCAACUUGUUCUAAGGCUGGAAAAGCAAUACCCAAAUGAUAUUGGAGUUAUAUCUGCAUUCUUCUUUAACUAUGUCAAGCUUGUUCCUGGGGAAGCUCUUUAUUUAGAUGCAAACGAGCCUCAUGCAUACUUGUAUGGAGAAUGUGUUGAAUGCAUGGCUACAUCUGAUAAUGUUGUACGGGCUGGCCUGACCCCAAAGUACCGUGAUGUUGAAACACUUUGCUCGAUGUUAACAUACAAACAGGGCAUGCCAGAGAUUUUGCAAGGGGUGCCUUUGAAUCCCUUUACCACACGGUACUCACCACCUUUCUAUGAGUUUGAAGUGGAUCGUUGUAUCCUCCCAUUUAGCACAACUGUAACAUUUCCAGCAGUCUCAGGACCAUCCAUUUUUUUAGUUCUAUAUGGCGAGGGGGUAAUGACACAAAAACUUGUAAAUGAUGAGUCAAUAAUUAAUGUUCAGGAAGGAGAUGUUUUCUUUGUUCCGGCAGGUAUUCAACUUGAUAUUUCCUCAAUCAUCGAAGAAAAUAUAGAAGCAAAUAAAGAACACAGGCCUCUACACUUAUACAGGGCUGGAGUCAACAGCAGAGUGUUCGAGUAGCAGAUGAAGAAAGAAACAACUAUCUUGUGUGUCAUAAUUCUUUCUGUAUGUAUUAUGCAUCAUCAACAUGAAGCUGAAGCAGUCCAUUUGAUAAGGGGUCUUAACUUGUGGCUAAUGUUGUCCGGGAUUUGCUAUAAAUUCAAGCCAUUAACUUUUCAAUUCUGACAGGCUAGUGACUAACAUAUGAUACAUGUCGACAACAAAAUAUAUGGCAUGACAGGCUUCGUUGAAGAAUUGACUCAAGGAUUAUAUAUAUGGAUUUGUAAAUGCAUGGAACAAUAUAUGUGUAUUUGAAGCUUUCCACCUAAAUUGGGUUGGUUUAGUUCCUUGAAGCCUCUUAUGUUAAGAUGUUGUGGACAAUUAACCGUUUAAAUGUUAAUGAAUUCAGUCCUUGAUGAUGUGUUUA
Cryptomeria japonica (Japanese cedar) is the source of this 2103-nucleotide messenger RNA. RefSeq names its product mannose-6-phosphate isomerase 1. Gene Ontology annotation, molecular function: mannose-6-phosphate isomerase activity; zinc ion binding. The transcript has 5 exons. The record is from RefSeq and is a predicted model, not a curated record. Lineage: Eukaryota; Viridiplantae; Streptophyta; Pinopsida; Cupressales; Cupressaceae. Gene Ontology annotation, biological process: GDP-mannose biosynthetic process; carbohydrate metabolic process. Gene Ontology annotation, cellular component: cytosol. The coding region runs from base 381 to 1697 and encodes 438 amino acids.